GGUUGCUAUGCAUCUCACUUCCUGUUUUCCAUGGUGACUGGUGAAUGCCUGGUGCUGGGAUUCUCGUAACCUAGUUUCCUUGCAUGUGAGAGCUGUUUACAUUUCUUUGUGUUUAAUCUCUCUGUUUCUGUACUAGCCUCACAUUAAACUCAAUGUGUGCGUGUGCGUGCGUUUGUGUGCGUGUGUUUGCGUGUGUGUGUGUGUGUGUGUGUGUGUGUGUGUGUUUCUAAUAACAAUGCAAAUGCAGCAGAGAGCUGGUCUUGAUAACUUUUCAGCACAGAAACAUGAUUUUAUUUUUAACCUUCAGAUGUCCACCAAGCAGCCCUGGGCUAGAAAAGCUUAAAAAAAUAAAAUAAAAAGUCCAGAGAUGCAAUAUUAAGUAGAAAUUAUUUAGAAAGAAUAAUUUCUAAAGUGAUCAUGAAAUUACUUUUUAAAAAACAUUUAGAAAUUUUCAAUUGUGCUUUUGAUGUAUUUAUAAGAAUACUUAUUAAAAAAUACAUCUUUUUGAUGCAUGUCUCUUCCAGCAGAGUAUUUUCAGCCAGAUUUCUUCCACAUUGCUUACUACUGUUUUUUAAGUAAAUGGCACUCUUAUUAAAAGAGAAAUCUGAGGAGUGGCCUUUUAAAAAAAAAGAUAGAUCUUAGAGAUGGGAAAGCUCUUGAUCAAACCCGUUUGCAGUUUUAUUUGUACUUGAGUUUACUUAAAAUUUUUUUUACUUGUGCCUCAUAUUUCAGUCUCAGAAUAUAUUUUAUAGGAAAAAUGGGGGCAUUGGUAAUUUUUAAAAUUCAACUUCUUUCUAGUUUUUCCCUUUCUAAAAUUUAUAAUAAAACAUACCUGACUUUUAUUUUUCUAUAAUGCCCUGUUUUAGAAAUGUAAAGCAAUUAUAGUUUGCAAGAAGGAGCCUUCAUUUAUAAUAACAAUUGAUUUUGGCCCAUAUUGAAGCCUUUCCCAUGUGCCUUUUUUUGUUCUGUUCCGAUAUUUUUCUGUACAGUAAUUAAAUUUGUGGUUUUGUUCUGAACUAAAAAACAGUGUAAUUUCACAACACUGAAUGGUGAACAUUGGGAUUUUCCCAAAGUCCUUUGACUUUUUUUAUGCAAACAAGGCUGGCUGUGGAAUAGGACAAGCGAUUAGGAAGGUGCAUUUGGUGUGCCCUCUGCAGUGGGCAGCAUGCUGGCUCGCUCGCACGUGUGGCUGAUGGUGGCUGGCUUUUAGCUGCACUGGCUGAGCAGUUGGAAGACUAAGAUAACUUUAUAGAUCCUGCUUUUUAACCAAAGGUGCAAUACUCUCUAUAUGAAUGUAACUACCCCAGUUUUUGCUCAAGUUCUGACUCUGUUUCUAGUUUCUCUGAGCUAAUGAAUUAAUGAUGUACAAAGAAGUUUACAGAUAACAAUGUUGUUUCCAUCUGUGAUGAUAUGAAUUGCUCUAUUUCUGCACUGUCUAUGUGAUUUCUAUGGCCUCACCAGGGCACACAGCCCUAGACAGAAAGCCCAAUAAGUAAUGAGUAAAGCUCUACUGUUCAGAAGCGAUUCCCAUGGGAUGUAGGAAGCACUCUUUUUCUCACUUAGUGAAUUUUAGAGUUUUCUUCCAUAGAAACAAUUUCUCUAUUGCUUUAUACAUGUGCAUAUGUAAAAAUACACAGCUGUAUUUGCCUUUGUUUCUUAAAAAAAUUACUACUGAUAAAAAAGAAAUAGUCCCCUGACUUUCUGCUCUGGCCUACUCCCUUUUGGGGCAGGCACAAGGAAGAGACAGAGACAGAAGCAGUAGGAUAGCAACUGGCUCAGCAUUUAAGCUCCAAGAACCACCUCCAUCUUCUUGUAGUUUCUUCUCUUCUUUCUUCCCAUAUUAUUCUUGGAAAAAUAGAGUCCUUUGUUUUUCUAUCGGCUAACACCAACUGAGUGUUCCAGGCAUGGUGCUCACUGUGAUGUGCAGUUAACAGCCAGGCCCCUAUUCAGGGAGCUUGCCGUGUAAAUGGGAAUGUAAACUAGAGAAGCAAUUUGGGUAAGUGUUAGCAGGAGCAGCCAAAAUCAAAUGUGGUGGGGGGCAUCCCAGGGAUGAACUUCACGGAGAUGUACUCUUAAGUUUGGGACUUUGAUGAUGAAAGGCAUCCCAAUGCAUAUUCCUUCAUUUAAGCUCACUGUGGAGUGAUUUACAGUAUUCUGCUUUUGGGGCAUAAUAUUGAGGAACCUGUGGCUGAGAGAGAGUGUAAUCAGCGGGUCACCAAGCCUUCCUAGUAAGUGGUAAGGUCAGAAUUUGAACUCAGAUCUCUUUGCAUUCUAAAUGAAUUGUUCCUUUAGAUAAAAUUUUAUCUAGCACAAGUGGGAGAAUGUUUUCAAGCAGAGGGCUUCACGCCAGCACACUGUACCUACCUAAUCUGUCACCCCUCACAAGUCUUUGGUGCUGGGCAUUCAUCCUUUGCUACCAGCCCUUCACUUAGCAUCCACAUUUUAACUUUGAGCCCUUGGACAAAAUGUGGACUUAGUUUGGGUUGGCGCUGCGAGGGUCAUGAGUAACUGAGGGGAUGACGUGGUCCUGGAGACAGAGCUGCUCAUCACCAGGACAGUCACAGAGAGUAAGGCUGGCUGUCCCCUGCUUGCAGGAGAUGGUGCUGCUUUCACUCCCUCCAUGAACAUUUAUCCCAAAGGCCAUGUACUUAACCUUCCUAACCAGCCACUACCAGGAUAUGGACUCAACUCUGUUGGUGUCCCAGCUCCAUCCAAACCCCCUUGUUCAGCUCUGGAGUCUAAUAGCACGUUUUUGAGGAGGCUGGGACAAGCAUCUGUACUGAGGUCAUCAUGGGGUCAGGCUGAUAGCCAUGGUCUUCUUGGCCCCCCACACUAGCUGCUGAGAAAAAUUCGCUACAGAAAAUUGAGACAAAAGACAACAAGGAUAACUUCUGGGUAGUGGCGAGUAAGGAGCAGUAGCAGGAAGUAUCCAAGCAUAAAAGACACUGUGCUUUGCCUGGGAAGAUGUAAGAAGGCUUCCUGGAGCAGGUGGCUGACCAUCCCAGGAACUGUCCUUGUGGGCAUUGCCCUAGCCAGGCUGGUCACCACUUCACACAUCAGACGGUGAAGACCAAGGGCAAGCUUGAAUUUGUCUUUUCCUUUGUGGAGUUGGAAAAGCGGCUUACCCACACUGGAGGCCUUGUGUCUUCCUUGGGAGCCUUCUUGCCUAUAAGCUUCUUUUUACUUCCUGGGGAAGGAUGUGGUGAAGUUCUUCAGGCUUGUGUUUUCCAGCCUUUUUAAAGCAGCCAAAUUCAUGUUUCUAAUUGAAGCUCACCCUCUCAAAUCCUUAGUAAUGGCGCCUUAGGCUACUCCAUUGAAUCAGGUUUAAAAAACCACCUGUUUUAGGCAGAAGGAAAGGAGGUGUCUGCCUCUUACGCUGUCCCUUCCAGCCUCUACAGACAGCUCCUGUGUCCCAUUUAAAGCCUGUGUUUCUAAGUUCUGUAGUUUAUAAGUUCUGCCGUGUUCUUUGGAAGAAAACAGACUCAUAUUGAUAAAUGAGUCAUCCUAGCUACCAAAGUUACUCUCCUGAGAAUCUGUUAGAAUAAAUUCUAAAGGUCAGCAUUAUGCUACUGCUAAUUGGCAGUUGUUCUCUGUGUGUUUGUGUGUGGACUAGAUUACCCUCAAAGUGUGUAGACUUAAACUUUAGUAAAGAAAAAAUUGUUUAGUGAAAGUCUAAGAUUUCUACAUAGAUUUGAACUUGAAAAGCAAAGGAAUUCAGUCCAGUGGUUUUCAUUGAGAACCCAGUGUAUUCUAGGCCUUUUUGUAGAUGUUGGGUCCGUAGAAUUGAAUCUAGAGUUUGCGUUCUUAAGGAAUGCUGUUUUUUUUUUUCCAGUACAAAGCCUACCCAAGUGAAAAGAAUGAUUCAUUCUGAGAGUGAGGGAAUUAAAGAAAGCUUUAUGGAGAAUUAUCCUUAGAACUAAACAUAGUUGAAGGCAGAGAAGUUCCAUAAAGUUGGGACUAUCUGAGGGACCAUGAAAAACAUCAUGUAUUUGGGGGCAUGCAGUGGGAGGUGAGACUAGAGGAGCCUAAGGGAAGGGUCCUGGAUCAUCCCACUGAGGAGCAGGGAUUUAUCUAUGGGCCUCAGAGUGUACACGGGGGUCAUUCAGAUUUAUACUCUAGAAAGACCUCGCCAGGUCUUUGCAGGAUAGCUAAUAAAAGGGAGGCCACGCUGGAUCAGAGAGGCUAAUUCCUGGUCUGCUUCAACAGUGGGGAAGGGCCAGGCACGGUGACUCACACCUGUAAUCCCAGCAUUUUGGGAGGCCGAGGUGGGUGGAUCACCUGAGGUUGGGAGUUCAAGACCAGCCUGACCAAGGUGGAGAAACCACAUCUCCACUAAAAAUGUGAAACUAGCUGGGCGUGAUGGCGCACGCUUGUCAUCCCAGUUACUUGGGAGGCUGAGGCAGUAGAAUUGCUUGAACCUGGGAGGCAGAGGUUGCGGUGAGCCGAGAUCAUGCCAUUGCACUCAACCUUGGGCACCAAGAGCAAAACUCUGUUUCAAAAAAGAGUAGGGAAGAGAGGCGCAGGCCUGGACCAGGGGCUGACCCACACCCCUGGGACUACUUCGUAGCACUCAUCCUUGGCUGGCGUCCCUACUUCAGUGCAGUCUGCCUGCUCUGUACUCUUUCCUACUCAUUGUGUUUACAGAACAAAUUAUAAAUUUUUAAGUUCUGUCCUUAUGAAGUCGGAAAGUAUUGUGUGCCAGAACUUUUCAGAAAGAUUUUCAAUAGCAGCAUUUAAAAAUUAAAUUAUUCAAAAAAUUUCAUAAAGUAAUGGUAAUUAACUGGGAGUGUGCAUCAAAACUAUGAAGUUUUUGUUGCAAAAUUUGAAACAUACAAAAUUUAAACAGUACAGAGAGUAUCAUAUUAAACACUCAUGUUUAAACUACCUGGAAAUGAUCAUUUUCAUUAUAUGUUUAAGUUUUCUUAAAAUGAAAAAUCAAGGGGCAAACAUUAUUCUGCACUUUUUCCUCUAUCCACCCUCCUUCUUCAACCAAAAUUAAUCUCCCUUUCUUUCCUUCCAUCCAUUGUCUUUCCUUGCCAUUUAUUUCCCUUAGAAAAUCAAAUCUAGUGAAAACUCUCUCUUCCUUUUGCUUCUAGAUUUGUGUCCAUUGUCUCCCUCCCUCCCUCCCUCCCUUCCUUCCGUCUCGCUCUGUCAUCCAGGCUGGAGUGCAGUAGCACCAUCUGGCUCACUGCAACCUCUGCCUCUCAGGUUCAAGCUAUUAUUGUCCAGCCCCAGCUUCCCAAGUAGCUUGGGUUACAGGUGCCCGCCACAACACCCAGCAAAUUUUUGUAUUUUUAGUAGAGAUGGGGUUUCACCAUGUUGGCCAGGCUGGUCCCAAAAUCCUGAUUUCAAGUGACCUGCCUGCCUCAGGCUCCCAAAAUUCUGGAAUUACAGAUGUGAGCCACCAUGCCCGGCUGAUUUUUGCCACGUUAUCUACCAUGAUUAUGUGCAGUAGCCAUUGGCACCAACAUGAGACAUUUCCUUUGGAAUUUUUAGCCGCUUAAGUUAAGAUAGACUUGGCCAACAAUUUGAUGACCUUGGAUAUAGACCAUGACUAUAAGAGAGAUACAAGGGCAAGGAAAUAAAGGGGAUGGUUGAACUAGUAAGGGAGUAAUGCAAGGAGACAGUGAACCAAGAGCAGAGAACCUGGAAGAAUAGAGAGAAAGCACCAGUAGAUUGCAGCUGAGAUUCAAGUGCCCAGUAUGAUGGAGAAGAGAAAUAAAAGGAAUUUGUGGCCAGAGCAUAAUAAUUUUGGAAAUUAAAUACAUACAUUAAGAGUUGUGGGGAUUUUUUUUUUCUUCCCCCACUGGGUUGGAGCAUCAUUAAAAUGUCUAGGACAGAAGCUAGAGUACUAACUGCAGGCCUAGAAGAGAACUUAGCUUUGGAGGAGUUGUUUCUCAGUGAUGGGAGUGCCAUGUGUUUUGCCCCUGCUGAGACAACACCUGUUUGACCCACUGCUCUCAAGGGGGGUUAGGUGUUAUAGGUGGCCCACAGCCUGUAGCUGGGCCUGAGUCUGCUUCUAAAGUAGAAGAUGCAUCCAUGCAGUUGCAGUGUGAAAGAUGGUUCUAGGACUGUGGAAUAUCCAUUUAAGAAUACCAAGGAUGCUGAGUUAGAGGUCUCUCUUGGACCUUUCUCAGCUGCAGCAACAGCAAUGUCACCAACAGCAGCUUUACCUGUUUUCUUCUAUUCACCCUUUCCCUAGUUUAGCCUGUACUGGUAUCUCCAGUGGAGUAGUGAGAAGCAGAAGCAUGUCUGAGGAUUAGCUCACAGCAUUAGAAAUUAUUCUCUACUUCGAAUUGUUUCACUCACCAUUAAUUCAUCAAAAAGUCAUUAAGUGUUUUUUUAAGCUCCAGGGAUUUAUUAUCCCAGCAUGUAGAAAGAAUGCAGAAGCAUUCUCCAUGUGUUAAGCAGUCUUUUCUUUCCUACUUAGAGUUUCUUUGUAGAGUUCCAUGCCUGAGUCGCUUUCUCUGAAUGUUCAGUUGCCCCAAGAAGUUGUUCAGACCCUGCUCAGAGUCCUCCUUUCCGCACUAGCAGCAAAAAAGGCAAUCUUUUCUUGCUGGUUUCAGAAGCUUGUGGCAGCCACGGCCAAGGUCAGGGAAACACCACACUGUGGACCGUCUCCAUCUUCCCAUGUAGUUGGGCCAGGCCAUCUCUGAUUCACUUCUUGAGUGUGUGUGGGUGAGGGUAUGUCUCAGGGCAAAACUAAGAGGAAGAAAGGAAGUCUUCACUGUGCCCUCCCCUCAGCAGGAAUACAUCUUAGGCAAUAGAUGUAUUCAUAUCAGGCUCUGGAUGUGUACUGAAGAGAAACCUGACUUGUUGAUGUUGCAUCAUCCCAGUAGGGCAGAAAAAGACCUGAGCCUCUCUGAUUAUGUCCAGCCGCUGGUGACUAAUUUAUGAGAUACAUGUGCUCCCCCAGGGCCAUUUUCUUCAUUCUCACCCUGGUGGCCUUUGUGAUUUGAUUUCUGAACAGGCCAUUCUUUCCAAUCUUCUGUUCUUUCCAAUAAGCAGAGAGCUUAAAUCUCAAAUUGUUGAUUUAAUUCUUUUGAGUUCAAGAACUUCACCAGGGCAUUGCUGAAGUCCGUACUGCUGAAUCAUGUUUGUAUCAUCACUGAUUCCAUCCAGGAAUGGGCCUGUCCACAGGAAAGAUAGGCAUGUUUCACUUCACUCUGUGAAGUGUGGGGCCGUGUGAGGCCUCCUGAGCCACUCUGCUCCUUCAAGACUUGGCUGUUAGCAGUGCAGGAGUCAAGGAAAGCCUGAGCAACAACCUCCUCUGUCUGUGUCUGCUCCAAGACACUUGGCCGUGUCAUGGGAUUUGGGAAAUGAUACAGUCUUUCCUGGAGUUUCCCGUUCUCAAUUUCUGAGGCUUCAAUUAGAACCACUCACCAACAGUGUGGUGAUGGAGAACUUAAUGUUGGUAGCCAGAGCACUGAAUAUGUAGAUAAACAAAGAUAAUUCUGUGUGAACUGAGCCAGGUCUGGAUUUUGUUUUUAAGGGCAAGAGAAACAGCCUCAUCAUUCUAUAUUUUUAUCUCUCCGUAGAGAAAUCCCAUUGUCAGUCGGCCUCCAACUUAGAUAAUGCCAUAGAAUGAUAUUGAUCCCGAGGAUUAUCUAGUGAGGACCAGAGCUCCUGAGCAUUUCAGGUCCCAUGCAGGAUCCAGCCUGGAAAGCCAGUCAGUCACCUGGGCCCUGUAGACUGCAAGCUCACCCAGGGGCAAGGCUGCAAGCAUGGUACUGAGUACUUGAAGCAGUACCGAAUGGCGGGAGUGUUUUUUGUCCUCAAUUUAUGAAUUUGGAAGCAGAGGCUCAGAAUAGCUAACUGACUUCUUUAGAGUUACAAGUCUGCAGUUGAUCCAGGGAUAUCUGGUGCCAAAAGCCAAGCUCUUUGUAGGAUGCCUUGCUGCCUUCCCAAAGAGUCCAGGAUGAGGUUCGUUUUCCUGACUUGGGAUGCCUUGCAUUUGCCUCCCUCCACUGAGCCCUCUUCAUUGUGUCUGUGUAUUUGAAGGAAACAGAAGAUAAACAAUGGGAGCUAGAACUCACUCUGGAGCUUAACUUGAGCCUGGAGGCAGUUUGGGUUCCUCUGGUCCCUUGCUGUCACCUCCCAGAGAAAAAGGGACUAAGGUCAGAAUGGUGCAUUCUCCUGGAUACCAGGAUCCAGCAGGAAGCUGUCUUAAAUCCCAGGCUUCCUGGGAGAGAGUCCUGAGGCAUACCUAUGAGUCUGCUCAGCCAUCAUCCUCAUCUACAAUCCUUUAUGAUGUGAACCCCUACAUCAGAGUUAAAGGAAAUGCUGUUGACAAUUAUAAAAUGCUAAAUACAGCUCAGUACCUUUAAAAAUGAACAGUGGUAAAAGCCUUGAAAAUUUUUCCUUGGAUGUGAAUGGAGUCUUUGGCAUUUGGAAAUACAGUAAGAUGAAUUAAUUGCCACUCAUUAGGUAGCAAGUCAGGAGAGGCAUGAGUACGCCUUGUCUCCUCUGCAUUAGCUGUUACCUGACCGAAAUAGCCUCCUUCUGUAUUUACUCCUGGUUUUUCUAAUGAUAAGCAAAUUAGAGAUCAUAGCUAGAGAAAAAAAACAAGUGCCUCCAACCUUUCUCCAAGACCAUCUUAUAGUUCUGUGAUAUUUAUCUGCUCAAGGGGUAUGGCUAAUAAUUGCAGAGGUCAUGUGAAUCCACAUAGUAGUGCAAGAUUAGAAACAACAUCUGCAAAAUUACUUCUUAGGAAAAGUAUUUUGUGUUUUGUCCUUUUCCAAAAAAGUGAUUUUGCAAGCAGAUUGCUGUCUUUCCUGCCUUGCAGUAUGUUAUAUUGCUGGUUAAAGCAUAUUUGGAGAAAAACCAUUUACUAUCAAGAGGUUUUGAAUCCAUGGUUGUUUUUUGACUUUAUCAUUUUUUCUAAUGUAUUUGAUGGACUUCUGUAUGAAUAAAUCAGAUUGGAAUCCUAUCUUUAAAUUCUGAAAUGAUGGCCCAUGAGUAAACUGUUUGAAUGUACUGAUUAUGCUGUACAUUAAAAUUCUAUAUAUGGCAACUAUCAUAUAUUGUAUAUGCAAGCAUGUAACCUUUUUAUAUUAUCUUUAAAAUUUGUUCAUGGUAAUGCCUAUAGAGUAUGAGGUAAUUGAUUUUGUAGAAUAAUCAAAAGCUGGGAAGCAGAUGGAGGACUGGGGAAUAAGCCUCCUCUAAUAUCCACACUGAUCCAUGAGAUGUCCUCGAGUUUUAAAAGCACACCACUCCAGCCAUGUGCGUUUGUGAUACUGUUGCCUUCCUGUCAUGUAUAUUACAUGUAGACAUUUUCCAAACAUUGUGUCCAUUUCAAUCAUAAAAAGGAGGCAGUCAGUAGAACAGAGAGCUAUAGCAGCGGUAGCCUUGUUCUGCUUCAUGAAAUAUGAAAGCCUGUUUUUACUUAGGAAUAAUAACAAUUUGUAAGGCUUCAGGUCGAGGAGUUUAUGCAUGACACAGACUGCUGGACCAUGUAGCAGAGGCAGCAAGACCAUUGAGUGUGGUGUGCUGGAAAUUGGAUAAUGACAAAAGUAGGGUAGAUGAUGUGGCAAGCAUCCCGAGUCGCAGGUCAGUUGGACCAUUUGUUCUUAGAACCCAUCCUCUUCCACAUGAAAAUUCCGUAGACCCAUGGUUCCUGCUGCAUGAGUGUUCUCUUCAUUGCAGGUCAUGGGCUUGGGUUGGGGUUCAGUUGGAAAGGAGCGAUUUCUCUUUUCUUUCCCUACUCCCCAAACAUUUGACUUUUAUGACCUCAUUCUUUGUAAUCUUAAGAAUAGAAGGAUGGAAAGUCAGUAAUAAGGAGUCAGUGUGAACUUGUCCAAGCUUUUUUCUAGGAUGCAUUUUUCUUAUUCUUGCUCAUGUGCACACAUACACACUCAGAAUAUGUCUUGUAGCCUAAGACUUCAUAGAGCAUAAUUCAGUAUUAAUGGUUUUUCAAGAUAAAACAAUGUGGUCAUCCUUUGUAAAUUUCAUCCAUAUCUCAGAAAUGGUGGUGUGAAAACAUCUUAAAAUUAGUGUGGUAUACAAGUGUAGCAUAUGUUUUUCAAUUUACUUAUCUUGAUUUGUUUGGAUAGAUGAGCCUCCUCCCCUUUAGAGUGGAGAUGAGUAAUGAGGACAGAGUCGAAUGCUUUUAAGUCCAGGAUAUUAGACCAGAGUGACAGAAACAGUUCACUUGGGUCUGACACUUAGAGCUAUUUUUUCAAAGCCAGGCUGGUAUCACUGGGCUAAAAAUGACAAUUUAGAUAGAGAUCCUUCCAUUGAAAUCUCUUAGCUUGGCGUCUUUCCGAAUUCCCAUUUCAGGAUAAGUGGGUCUUCAGUCAGGCCCUUGGUUCUGAUUUCAAGAUAUCCCUGGUGGUGCGUAUUAUUUCCAGGGUUGCUUUAGAUUUUUAAACAAAACAUUUUAAUCCUUUUAAUUUUCAAUAUAUUUUAGAUAAAGGGGGAGAUGUCAUAAAAAUUAAAUGAGUAGUCCGAUUAGCUCGACCACAAAAGGCAGGGAAUCACUGGUAUAGAUGUUUUAGUCCAUUAGCAGAAAAUUGCCUAUUCUCAAAUAGGUAGGUCAAGUGCAGAAAGAACCUCUCUACUUGAGAUAAAAUUUCCUUUCCACACUUUGCCUUCUGUCUACUAGGUCAGGCAGCCAAGAGCUGCCCAAAUUUUAGCAUCCUGACUUCUUGCUAGUGAUUUCCUUGACUAUAUGCAUAAAAAAGUAUUUGGUUAUAAUGGAAUUUACCCUCAUAGCUACAGAGACCUUUAAAACCAGAAAUACAUUAGAUGAUAAUGUGCAACUUUUUAUUUUGUAAGUAAAGAAAAUUAGAAGUUAUUAAAUGACUUGCUCCACAUAAUGCAGCUCGUUAAUGUUGGGCAGCAGCAGGUUUGGAGCCCGGUCUCCUGACACCCCAGUGGGUUCACCUUUUACAGUCUUGGAGCAAGUUGCUGCGAUAAAAACAAUUGGUUUUCUCUCCUGCGCUUGAACUCCUGUUUUCACUUGGGUACCUGGUGAAAUGCUGGGUAAUGAGACAGUCAAAAAUCUUACUUGGUGUAACAGAAGAAAAAGAUCACGUUCUGAAGCUGUGUGACAUAAACAACAAAGAUAGGUAACUUUUUUUCUUUUCCACACUGGCUAAUUUCCCUGAUUCAAAAAAGAGUAUCAAACUUGUAUGAAGAUUUCAAAUGAUUUCUAAUAAACCUCAGGUUUAUUGCAAGCAACUCAAUAAAGCGGGAUGUAGAGAUGCAGGGAACUCAUUUCCAUUUGGACCUGGACUUAAAAUUCAUGAGUUGCCCCACCCAAGUGUGCACAAACGGAGUCUGUGUUUGGGCAAGCAGAACCGUCUCUGUCAGCAGCAUUUCAACGUGGAACUCUUCAGGUCCCUGAGAGGCUCCACGAUGUUCUGGCAUGGAGCCAAACCCACAGGUUCUUUUGUAGUUACUGCUCAGAUGUGUCAGGCAGGCAGGUAAGAUGUCUAUACUGCCAUUUUAUAACCCCCUUGACUGGGCCCCAGAGAAGUUAUAAGGCUUAUUCUGUGCUGAGGAAGGCACCUGUGGUCAUACCUGUGCCAUUAUCUCAGUUUCACAAAUCUGUCUUGAGAGCGUUUGUAACCCCUCAUUAGGGGUUAAGUGGCUUCGGGGCUGAAGUCCAGAGUGACUGGACAAAGAGAAACCCAUGGACUUGUAUUGAUGUCAGGGUGUUCUUGACGGGGAAUGGAGUAGGUGUGACUGGGGCCGUGGUUUCUAUUCAUGGGCUACCCUCUGAGGGGAUGGACCAGAGGGGAGCAGUGAAACCACGGAAUAGCCAACAGUAUUGCCUGGCCCUGAGAUCUGCAUGUAUGGGCUCAGUUUGUCAGUUUAUCAUAAAAUCCCAUCCGCUUCAAGAUUUGUCUUUUUUCAGGCAUCCUCAGUAUCUGAAAUGUUUCAAAUCUUUUAAAAAAAUUAGCUUAGGAAGCUAGCUUUAGGUUAGAGCAUUUGACACAUUAGCAGAUGGAGCCUCAACCCCAAGAAUGUCAUCUGAGGAGAAGGAGAUAGCAGCAAAAAAGAUCACUCUGAGUCACCCUGGCCUUUCUGUUGAGGCCCAGGAUUUCUGCCAAUUCCGGGGUCCUUAGAGUGUCACUUGGCCACGGCAGGUGUCAUUACAGAUGUUCAUAAUGACCCUGAGCAUUCAUGAAAAGCUGUUGUUUGAGGCUCCUUAGUUUUUCAGUCAGCCAGAGUCCUGUAUAAGACACAAAAAUUAAUGUGGCUGGGUGUGGUGGCUCACGCCUGUAAUCCCAGCACUUUGGGAAGCCGAGGCAGGUGGAUCACCUGAGGUCAAGAGUUCAAGACCAGCCUGACCAACAUAGAGAAACCCUGUCUCUACUAAAAAUACAAAAUUAGCUGGGCAUGGUGGCACAUGCCUGUAAUCUCAGCUACUCGGGAGGCUGAGGCAGGAAAAUUGCUUGAGCCGGGAAGCAGAGGUUGCAAUGAGCCCAGAUUACACCACUGUGCUCCAGCCUGGGCAACAAGAACAAAACUCCAUCUCAAAAAAAAAAAAAAAAAAAAGCAAGUGUUAGGCUUAUUUUUCCUUUCUCUCUUCCCCUCCCUUAUCCUAUUCCCUUUCCUUUUUCUCUCCUUCCCUUGCUUCCUUUCUUUUUUCUUUUCUUUCUGAUGGAGUUUUGCACUGUUGCCCAAGUUUGAGUGCAGUAGCUUGAUGAACACAGCUCAUUGCAGCCUUGAUCUUCCAAGUUCAAACAGUUCUCCCACCUCAGCCUCUUGAAUAGCCAGAAGUACAGAAGUACACCACCACUCCCAGCUAAUUUUAUUUUUUGUAGAGAUAGGGUCUCUGUAGCCCAGUCUGGUCUUAAAUUCCUAGGUUCAAGUGAUCCCCCUACCUCAGUCUCCCAAAGUGCUGGCAUUACAGGUGUGAGCCACCAUGCCUUCCCCUUCCCUUUCCCCUUCCCCUUCCCCUUCCCCUUCCCCUUCCCCUUCCCCUUCUCCUUCCCCUGUGCUUUUUCAAAGGUUAAUGUAAGCUUUUUGGAAAUUCACUUGGUGUGCCUGGCAGUUAUAGGGCAAAGUUGUGUCUACACCUUGGGAACACCUAACAGAGCUUUCUUAGAAGCCUCUAGUAGUUGUUUGUUGGCUUUGAUUUUUUUUAAAACCCUUUUGGCCUUGCCUUUGACACCUUGAUGUAUUUUUCAUCACGUUAGGUUGUAUCAGUAAGCAUUGAAGCACCCUUUCUGCUGGUACUUGGUGUCUUAGCCUGAAGCUCCCUUUGACAUUCCCUGGAGGUGGAAAGCACUCUUUUUAUUUUGGUGUCACCAUUUUGUUUCUCCUUUGAUGGUAUCUGGGCAUGGUGGAGUAUAGACCCUCUACUGGCACACAGGAGUGUUUACAUGCCUACAAAGCUUAAAGCCCUGCCCCUGCCUCACAACAGGAGGGUGACCAUUUCUCCAUCUGUCCCGGGGAAGCCACAGAACCAGUGUAAAGGAGUUGGAGUAAUUUUUGAUUAUUGCUGUUAUUGGAUGCACUUCCUGAUCAUUGCCUUUCGAGAUAGCCAUCUGAAUCACCGAUUCUUCUAAAAUGUGAGAAAGGCCCCCAACCCUAUGCUUUUUAUUGUUCCCAAGUAUUAUAUGUUUGUGUACAUAUAUAUAUAUAUUUUUUAAACCAAAGAAUAAAAAAAAAUUCCUUUGUAUGCAAUUCUUUUAACAAAUUGUUUAUUAUUGUAUUCAGGUAACAAGCAUGGAUCAGACUGCAAAGGAUAAGGCCCUGCAGCACAUGGCGGCCAUGUCCUCAGCCCAAAUCGUUUCGGCCACUGCCAUUCACAACAAGCUGGGGCUGCCUGGGAUUCCACGCCCGACCUUCCCAGGGGCGCCGGGGUUCUGGCCAGGAAUGAUACAAACAGGGCAGCCAGGAUCCUCACAAGACGUCAAGCCUUUUGUGCAGCAGGCCUACCCCAUCCAGCCAGCGGUCACAGCCCCCAUUCCAGGUUUUGAGCCUGCAUCAGCCCCAGCUCCCUCGGUCCCUGCCUGGCAAGGUCGCUCCAUUGGCACAACCAAGCUUCGCCUGGUGGAAUUUUCAGCUUUUCUUGAACAGCAACGAGACCCAGACUCGUACAACAAACACCUCUUCGUGCACAUUGGGCAUGCCAACCAUUCUUACAGUGACCCAUUGCUUGAAUCAGUGGACAUUCGUCAGAUUUAUGACAAAUUUCCUGAAAAGAAAGGUGGCUUAAAGGAACUGUUUGGAAAGGGCCCUCAAAAUGCCUUCUUCCUCGUAAAAUUCUGGGCUGAUUUAAACUGCAAUAUUCAAGAUGAUGCUGGGGCUUUUUAUGGUGUAACCAGUCAGUACGAGAGUUCUGAAAAUAUGACAGUCACCUGUUCCACCAAAGUUUGCUCCUUUGGGAAGCAAGUAGUAGAAAAAGUAGAGACGGAGUAUGCAAGGUUUGAGAAUGGCCGAUUUGUAUACCGAAUAAACCGCUCCCCAAUGUGUGAAUAUAUGAUCAACUUCAUCCACAAGCUCAAACACUUGCCAGAGAAAUAUAUGAUGAACAGUGUUUUGGAAAACUUCACAAUUUUAUUGGUGGUAACAAACAGGGAUACGCAAGAAACUCUCCUCUGCAUGGCCUGUGUGUUUGAAGUUUCAAAUAGUGAACACGGAGCACAACAUCAUAUUUACAGGCUUGUAAAGGACUGAACAUGGUUAUUUAUAUAUAUAGAUAUCUGUAUAUACACACACACAUAUGUGCACAUACACACUCUCUCCAUUAUCAAACGACUGACUGUAAACCUCACCACACAGGGUGGUGCCCUGGCCCCGAGGUCACCCCAACUUUUCUAAAUCCUGUUUGAGUGAAGUCAUUUUUUCAUGUGUUCAUACUAUCAUUGUAGCUGUGAAGUUCUGGUACAGUUGUAAAAAGAGAAAUUGAGUUGUUUCUGUAUGUUCUUCAAAUGUGCAGCCCACAAUUCCUCGGGAAAGGUGAACCUGAACAACCCAAGUCUCUCUCUGCAGAGCCCUGUUUCUAAUUGUGGUAGAAAAUAUUGAGACAGAGCAUUUGCCAUGGGACAUUUACAGCCUUUAUACAAAUGUAUUUAGUUCUCUUUUUUCCAACGUAAAAUUCUUGUUUUAAGAUACAAGUAAAAUUAAUCUUUAAAUAUAAAUGUAAAUUAGUACACAAAACUAAGAAUCUUUAGACUUAUCUUUGUAACUAAUUAGGGUGGAAGUUAUGAAAGAAUGUAAUUCACUAAAUUAUUUUUUAAAUGAAACCUUUUUUUUUUCUUUUUGAAACCAAAUGUUAAACUUAUAGCCUUAAGAAACGCUUGGUAGAAGUGUCCUAAUGAGACAAAUUUGUACUUUUUUCCUCAAGGUUAACACUAAUCUCCUAAUCCAUUAAACUCUUGAACAGGUAUUACAAAGGAAGAAAACUUCACCCCUUACCCUUAACAUAUAUAGUAUAUUUAAAAAUAUAAAAUUGUAUUGUACUAAUGUGAUUAUUUAAUGAAAAAGAAAAGAUGGCUCUUUUUGCAAUAAGUAGAUACAUACUGAAAAAAAUCUAAACUUACAAUGUUUAUAGUCUUGUGUGUGCAGUUAUAUUUUAUAUGGACAACCAAAUUUUUUAUUACGCUGAGUAAAUAUUUGAACCACUGAAUUUUAAUAACAAAAUUUUUAAAUUGGCAUGAAUACUGCACUUUGAGAUGCAAAGUAUAGAGAAUUCUGUGGCUAGGAAAAAAUUUAAUCAAACAGACAAGUAAAAGGCUCAUCAGUUUUAGCAUCUCUGCUCUGCAGAAAACUGUAAGCAUCCUCACUAGCCUGUGGAUACAUUCUUUAUUUCUAGUGACCCAAUAUGCAUAUUAACCUGCUGUAACUAGAGGUCUGUGUGUGUGUAUCUGUAUACAUAUACACACAUGCAUAUAUAGUUCUAUUCAACACAUUUAGUGAACACUUAUUUAGUGUCACUCAGUUGCUAGGUGCUGAUAUGUAUGUAUUUCUCAGUCUGUGUCUGUAGACUUAGAUACAUCCUCUCUAAGAACAUUCAUUUCCUUAGCAUCUCUCAGUAAGUUACAGUUCUUGUUUGACUUAGGUUUAAGAGGCCCAGCUACCUAUCUCUGAUUUUUUCAAAUAAUAGGCUCAUUUGGGAGAUUCUCUUGCCAGAAGAGAUUCAACUUUCCAAUCUAAGUAUUCCAGAGCAUUGCCCAGACAGAGUUGGUUAGAUGUGGCCUGGAUGUUUUGAGUUAUUUCCAUAAGUGUUUCACUGGGGAGAGAACAGGGAGAAACGUGUGUCCACGUUUCUUCCUGUUUCAAAACUUCUGUUUCACAACAAUUUCUCUCUCUCUCCCUACAAGUACUCUUUCCCUCCAACUUCCCAAAGAAAAGGUUUUUAUAAGUGAUAGGAAUAUAUGAACCAAAUAGAACAUGAAAUAAGUUUCGUAGUUUCUAAAACAUGUCAAGAUUUUUCCACCAAGCUAGAAAAUAAAAAAACUUAGUUCUGCCGCCACCAAGUAACUUACAUGCCCCCUUCCCUGUCUCAACACCUGCUUUGACCCUGCUUGUAUUAAUACAUCAGUCAACAUCUUGUGGUCCUGAGCAAGAUGUUCACCUGGCUCAUGGGAAACACCAAAACACUGACUAAGCCUGACCUCUCCCAAAUGCAUCCCUGGUCAUUGGGAAGACCAGAAGAGAAAGUGCAAAACUGUCCCCAUUUGGAAUGCCCGUUCUUCUAUAACCCAAUUGGACAGUGCUUCUCUGCCCGUCAUAAAGAGACUACUAUUGGUUCUCUGAUUCCAGGCUGCCCUGUGAAGGACUGCCCCAGUUGUCCCCUUUCACAGUCAUCACAUUUACAAUGACUUGUUAAACACCCCUCUUAGGGAUGUUUCUUUUGCUCUUAUUUCCUACAUCUUUCCUUAGGGGAAGCCCCAUCCUCUCCCAGGAGCAGGAGUAUAUGACCGGGCAAAUACAAAUGGCUAAAAGCCAAGCCAUCCUAGAACUUCAGUGGGAGAGAUAACUGGUUCAUAUUCUAUUCAGGAAUAGGACUUUUCAGUGCAGCCAGACAGGCUCUUGGGAUUUACUUUUCAAAGCACAAAAAUAUUGGGACCCAAGAAGACCAGCUAGAGGACAACUCAGUUGGUGCAGAGAUGGACACAGCCCAUUUGCUGACCUCACAGGGUCAGCUGGGUGCCCUGGCGCUUUACCACCUGUAUCCUCUUGCUCAGAAUGCCUUUGCAGUUGAGUUUUCUGGGUUUCUAUGAUUGACCUUGAAGUUUUCCUCCUUGCUCUUACAACAUCAAAAGAUUUUUAAAAGUUUAUUUCUUAUCUUGUUCUUCUAAAGCUUCCUCCAGGACAGAUAUUUUCCCUGUCUUAACCACUGGUCCAUCAUCCCAGUGGGCUUCUCUUUGUCUCUCUCUCUCAGAUUAGACCCUUGGGUGAGAUUGGCAUCACAACAUCCAAUCGGAGUCUGUCUUUUGUCCUUCAUUCUGUACGGCAGUCUCCCUUUGUUAUAAAAGCUUUUUAAAGCAUACUAAAGAAGCCUUCCCAGAGUCCUCACUACUCCUCCAGGUGCUCUACCUCCUCGAGACCCUCUGGUGCCAGGCUUGCUUCACGGCCAUCUUGCGCUUUCACUGCAGCGUGGGGGCCAGUUUUCCACAGCCUAAAUGGGGGAGCUGUCAAAUGGGACUCUGGUCUGUGGGCAUUCAUUUGCCUCCUAGAGGCUGAGAAUAAAACCAGGGCUUCUUCACACAUGUCCCGGAACUCCAGCAUGUCCAAGGUUUCUCAACCUUGACACCACUGACAUUGUGGACUGGCUAAUUCUUUGUUCUGCAGAGCUGUCCUGCGCAUUAUGGGAGAUUUACUAAUAUCCCUGGCUUCUACCCAGUAGUACCACUAGCACCGCUUCCCCCAGGUUUCAUAACCCAGCAUGUCUCCCGACAUUGCCAAAUAUCCCAUCAGGUACAAAAUGAUCCCCAGUCGAGACCUCUUGCCCAAGAUCUUACAGGUCACAAUGACCACAUUUGAAACUGUUUUCCUUUCAUUUUACCCCUGCAGCCAUCUCUCCCAGAGCCUUGUUUCAUGUCAUCAAGAGGCAGGUAGGACUAUUAAGUGACAUUGUGUCCACGUUUCUUCCUGUUUCAAAACUUCUGUUUCACAACAAUUUCUCUCUCCCUACAAGUACUCUUUCACUCAGCCCUGGGGAAGUUGGAAACAGCAGGUCACCCUCAUCUCUUUAAUCAACUCACACCUGUUUAAAGAGUGUUUCUGAUUUCAGCUUCAUUCCUUAGUUUACUGGGGUUAAAAAAAAAGCCUCAGCAAUUUCCUUAUUUCUCAUGGGUCUCAUUAUCAAACCUUUACUUAUUUCAACAUAUUUCCUCUGGGUUUCUUCUAGUUUCUUCCUUAAAAUCAUUGCUGUUUUGUAAAUGUAUUAAACCUCUGGAACAUUUCACCUUUAGAGGUGGAGGAUGGAGGGAUUCACACCAGAUGAGGGCUUAGGGAACUUUUCUCUCUGGAGCUGAAAGAGAGCACAGUCUACUUUCCUUCUUCGUUUUGUCGAUGAGAAAGUUGAGAGCCAGAGGGGAGGUGACAUGUCCAGAGUCACCCAGCUGGUUAGUAACAGAAAAAGGGUGACACUUGGCUGGGGUUCCUGCCACUUUGAUCCUUGGCCUCUCUUGGGGGAGGCUGCUAUUCUUUGGUGCUCUAAGCUUAAACAAUCCCUCAGAAUGUGUGGGCAGGUCAGCUUAGGAGAGACAGGGAGAUUCAGGAUCCCCUGUGCCAGAGCACAGCUUCACCGAUGCUGCUUCCCGCGCCAAAUUGUCCUGUCCCACCAUUGCUAUCUGAGGCAUCCACAAACAGGCAGGAAAGCUGGUGAGCCAUUUUACUUCCUGAGGACAAUUCCCUAGCCACAGGCUCUGAGUCAAAUUUCUGUUUGGUAAGCAUCCUAGCAGCAAGGUCCUGCACUCAGACCAGCCAAAAAACAGCCCCCGUUCCAAGUACUUGGUGUCAAAAGUCCCCCAAUGACUUUUAAACCCAAGUCUUCUUAAGGUUUCAGUACUGUGGUGGCUUUAGCAGUUGUUUUUGUGCAACUAUAAAUUAUUUAAAUCAUAUGAGAUGACAGUCAACUUUACAAAUCAGGUACAUACUAAUUUGUGUAAUUUUGUGUAUGCGCUGGUACACUAUACCUGAACUAACAAAGGGUAGAACUAAUUCUGUUUGUCGGUGUUCACACCUGUGACAUUAGGAGGAUACGUCUGCAUUGCUUAUUUCUUUAUUAUGUUGAUGUUUCUGUGGCAAAGCCCUGCACAUGGCAUUUCUGAAAAGCCUUAAAUCUUCAAGAUGUUGCAUGUAGGGUAUGCAGUGCAAAAGGCUGCCUCGGAACUGCGAGCCCUUUUGUAAGCUGGAAGCAUUUCUCUUACUGUUACUUUUGUAGGAAGUUUUCAAUUCAGAGCUGCCAAAGCGUUCCCGUAAGCAGUGCCUUAGUAAUACCCUAGUCAUGCCGCCAGCCUUUUCUUACACUGAUUCCUAAUGUUCAUUUACUAAUUGGCCCAAUAUUGGAAACAAAACAAGCAAAAAUUGUCUUCAUUUUAUAUUUUUUAAGCCCAUUUUUUCUCCAGUUCUAUAGGAAACUGACUACUUGGUCUAAAAUCUGAAACGGGACACAAGUCAGUUCUUUCACCACAUUCUCAAAUGUAUAUACCAAAACAAAAUGUUGCAACUUCAUAGUUUACUAUGAAAAGCAAAUUGUACUUUUUAAUGUUGCCUUUUAAAUUCAUGACCAAAUACUUAGCUAUUUGUGAAUCUUCUGCACUCUAGCAUGAAAGUGCCUUUGGUUUGAGAUUCCAGCUUAGAAAAGUGCUGCCAUAAUAACGAUAAUUUGUAGAGAGACCAAAAAUAUUUUGAGAUCACCGUAAUGCCUUUGGUUUACCGGGAUGAGUAACCAACCACAGGCCUCUGUUCACAAGAGCACGAUGUGGUCCCCGCCUGCUGCUAGUCUGUCUGCCAGUGGGGACCCCCCACCAUCCAUAGCACACUGCAGCGGAAGGACCCCAGAAACUGUUGUGUUUGUGUGUGCCGAUGACCCAGUGUGUCAUUUCACCUUGUCACCCAGCCCUGCGUCCGGAUGAGGGGACUUCCGCACAAACGACAGAAUCUUGGCCGGUGGACAGAUAUUACAGCUUUCUCCUUCUCCUUGUUUCAUGUUCAGUCUCUGUGGAGACUUUCUUUUCCAUUCAAAUGACAGUGCGCACUUAUCUGGUUUACACAAUGAUACCAUUUUGAAAGUUGGAAGUCUCAAACUGAGACUACAGUGCAGAACAAAACAAAAAUGAGUUAGGGUUGUUACAAUUGAAGUGUUCUUAGGGCAAACAUUGACUCCAAGUAUCGUGUAUGAAUGUGCUACGAGAAACUUCCAAAGAGCACCAUUCACAAUUUGGCAUUUUCAAAGAAUGUUCCAGCCCCCGAAGGGACAACUCUUUAAAGGCUUUGUUGGCUUUUAUCCAAACCUUGUAGAAAUUGGGAAAACUGAUAGAGGUAAGGAAGAGGAGUGAAAAGGACAAGAAGGCCAAACACCAGCCAAAAAGCCAGGAACAAAAGAUUUUUCUUUGCUAAUAUAAAUGUAAAAAUAACAUUUAUAUUAGUGUUCGACUAAUAGUUGAACAUUAGUUGAACAUCUUUGAAAAUUAGCCUCUAAACUCCUAAUACAUAUGUUCUGUCUGUCUCUAGCUGGUGUCUUUAAGAAUAUCCUCUCUGGGCUCUGAAAUUUUAGGAAUGAUUCCUAGCCACUCCAAGUUGUGAGUAUUUAUAGAAAUUUGUGCAAACAAACAAAAACUAUCAAAUGAAAAUGUACUGAACCUAAGUUACAGUUAGCUGCUUGCUUCUCAACUCCUACCUGCCAGCACUAUACCACAGUGUGGAAGAAAUUAGUCAAAUGCCGUUUUCCCACUUCUCUUUUCAACUGUUACUGUGCUUUGACAAUAGUUUUCCCUCAUAAAGUCGUUGCUUAUAUCAUUAAGAAUGAAGGUUUGUGUUUAAAAUUUACUGCAUUGCAAAGGGUAGUUUCACUGAAGUCAUGCACCGUUAAAUAAGAUGAAACAUUUGUAUUUAUUGUCCUACUUCCUAUGCCUACGUAACUUCGUUUACUCUGUGAAUUUUCAUUGAGUCACUCACGUGCCACACUACAUCGUGUUAGUAGGAGAUGGCUUUUGUUUCCUCUUGCUCAUCAUUAAAUGGGGUCAGAUUCCAUUAGAUUCCACCCCUCUCAGGUUGACUCUUUUGUCUGCCUUCCAUGAUGAGAUGGUUUCUCCUUCCCCUUUCUCUAAGAGAGGCCGACAGAUCUAGGUGUUAAUCAAUUAGAAACCAGUCUCUGAUUUUUUUCAUUAGUCAUUUUCUGUCAUUAGUUUCACUGUGUAAAUUAGGUAUCAACUGCACUUCCUUCAUGAAACAAAAAACAUCUCCCUGUUACCUCCUUGAAAGAUUUACUUCUGUAGGCCUUUUUCAAUAGGCUCAUGACUGCAGACAAGGAAAAAAAAAAAAAAAGUAAAAACAAAAACAGUACGUGCCUGAAAAUGACAAAAAAAUUUUUGUAACAUUUAAGAAAGAAACCUGAAUAGCCUUUACUUCUUCAAUAAUACACUUAAAUUUUAUGUUAACUGGUUUUUGCCACGUGUGUUUGUUCACAUUCUAAAUGACUUAAUGGGAUUCUCUCAGUCUGUGUCUUCGUGUCACGUGUAUAAAAUGGGCUUGUGACGUAAGCAUUUCAUCUGGUCAGUGGUUCCUUUGAUAUUGUACUGCUGCUGGGAGUGGGCUGUGGAACCUGCCUUUGGGUUACUGGGUUCCUCUUGGGUAGAUUGAAGAGAUGGGGGUGGGCAUGGGCAAAUUCUCACACGUUUUCUUAACCUAUUUGCAGAAACUCUCAAAAGGCAUUUGAUUAAACCUCUUGGCAGUACAGUAUUCUUGUAUUUGUUAACGUCUGUGUUUAGGUACUGGUACCUUUUUGUUUUAAAAUGUUCUAAGUGUUGGCUUUAAAGUGAGUUUAUCUUUAGUAUGAUAGUUAUAUGAAAAUUAUAGGAUUUGUGUGCAGAGAAUUUUUUUAUAAAGUGCUUUGUAAAAAAAAAAUGUAUUCUAGCUUUUGCGGUACAUAUGUGUGAUAACUUUAAUAUCCAUGACAGUUAAGUGCAAUUAUUUCAUCACUCUAAAAAUGCUAUUUUUGUGUCAGUUCCUGCAGGUGUUUUCAUGUCUUUGCAAAGUGACACAUUUUGAUGCCUUCUUGAUAAAGUGGUAGACAUUUUGUAGCUUUCUAGAAACUUUGUAUUCAUACGGUAUCAAUGAAAAAUAAAGAAAAUGAAAGUGUGGGUCA
Callithrix jacchus (white-tufted-ear marmoset) is the source of this 22276-nucleotide messenger RNA. NCBI's taxonomy places the organism in Eukaryota, Metazoa, Chordata, Mammalia, Primates, Cebidae. The record is from RefSeq and is a predicted model, not a curated record.